Messenger RNA from Humulus lupulus (European hop), 396 nucleotides. RefSeq lists its product as uncharacterized. Gene Ontology annotation, molecular function: zinc ion binding. The transcript is spliced from 2 exons. NCBI's taxonomy places the organism in Eukaryota, Viridiplantae, Streptophyta, Magnoliopsida, Rosales, Cannabaceae. The record is from RefSeq and is a predicted model, not a curated record. Bases 1 to 396 code for a protein of 131 amino acids.
AUGAAGUAUGAGGUCUUGCCUUUCAACCCAAUAGAAUAUCAAGUUCGUGAUGAAAAAGGGACCAAUUUCACAGUAAAUAUUCACAAUAGAACUUGUACAUGCAAUAGGUUUCAAGAAGAUGAAAUGCCUUGUGGGCAUGCAGUAGCUGUAAUUGCAAAGAGAAACUUGGGAGUAUAUGAUUACUGUGCAAAGUUUUACAAAACAGAAACUUUGAAAGCAAUGUAUGAAGAAAAUGUUCAUCCUUUGCCCCAUAAAGAUGAAUGGAAUCUACCACAACACUUAGACAUAGUGGUGCUACCUCCAAAGGCAACAAUCCAUGCAGGAAGACCAAGAAAGAAAAGAAUAAGAUCAAGAGGAGAACCAAAAGUGAUAAUCACCUGUGGUAAAUGUGGCUAA